GCACGGUCAGGACCGCGAGGACGGCACCUUUCUGGUGACCACCACCAUCGGCGGCUACUACGGCGGAGAGGUGGAUGUGAAUUUCACCCACAGCUAUGACCCAGACACCAACACCUGGACGCAAAAGUGUGAUCGUGAUCCUGGGCUCCAGAAGGUGAGCAAUCAGGUUUGCUUCAGGCUCCACUCGGAACCUCGAGUGAUCGAAAUCUGGUGCGUCAACGACGAAGCCCGGAACUCUGGCAUGGAGGUCUCCAUUGGGCUGAAGGCCAUUUGCGGUAACAUCCUCAGCUCCCUGGGUGCCCCAGAGGGCACUGAGAUCGAAGUGAAGGCGGAUCAAGCCUCCCGCGAUGGAUCUGGCAAGCUGUCGGCGCAAAGCGCGCCGCUGGACAGCUUUUGCACCAGUCCUGAGAAGUUCAUCGAUGCAGCCAUGGAGAUCGUGAAAGCCGGGAAGGGCGCCUUCGGCAUGGUGGAUUUCGCCAUCUUGGAGGACAACGGCUCCAGCUUCAAGACGAAGGAAUCCGUCGACACGGACGGCAAGGGUGACAUCAAAGUGAACUAUUGCUUGCAUGUCUACGACAAGAGCAGCAACACCAUCAUGUCCACACUCCACAAGGACGAGAACUUCACCACGAAGAUCGCCUCCUACGUGACCAAGGUUUACACUUCGCCCUUCGUGGUGGAGCAGUACUUGGAGUCUUACCCCGUGCGCCAUGCUGGAGCAGAUGUGGUCAAGGCGGUAGGGCCUCAGGCGCAGAAGCUGCGCUGCGGAAAGUGUGCACGCGGCUGAACGCGGUGGAAGAAAGGCAUGAAGGAGAGAUGUGUUACUGCAAUAUAAGCUGCAUAUCAUUUGUUCUUCCGAAGUGUAUGAUGUUGGAACUCGGGAAGGGAAAGGGUGCACAGUUGAUGGUACUUUGGCCUAUUUCAAGCGAGAAUUAGAGGAGCAAAGAGUGUUGAAGGUGUUGAAGGUUGUUGCUGGUGGCAGUGUUCAAGUCACACACAGCUCUGGAUGAGGUAAACACAGUGCAUGGAUACACUGGUUUGGUUGGCUUUGCCAAGAAGGAUGACUUUGUAAAUAACGACUCCGAGUCUGACGAGCGAAUCGAGAGAGCACCUUUCCCCGCCUGAAACUCUGGGGUUCGUUCGCAGGGAAUUUUACGCCUGGCGCAUAGGUACCAAGCAUCUGCCGCCUGCCAACCCUUUGGCUGAUAUGCCAAGCAUAGUGCCCUAAACCCGCCUAGAGGCCUAGACCCUUCGAAGCUCUACAGGGUGCUCCUACAGCUGCCUUUGCCUUCGAUCUUCGCUGUCCCUUUUUCUGCAUCGCCGCCAACAUGUCAAGCAUCUCCACCAGGACGCUCGACACAAAUUAUCCACCCAUCUGGAAAAGACUGCCUUACUAGCCCGAGGAAGUCUCACUAUUCCUUACUCCGAUUGGUCUCACUUGUCUCCCCACUUACUGUGCCUACUGUGCGGCCUGCGUGAUCGGCCUCGAGCAGAAGGAGCAGAAGGAGCUUCCUUUCGCCCCCGGACCCUUUCGCCAACGAGUGGACACGUCCCAUCUGCUUGCUUCCCCAUUCGAAGGGUGACUCCGACGGCCCGGAGCUCGGCACAGAACGGUGACGCCUUUUCCGCGGCGAAGCUCCGCCGGUGAGCGGGAACAGGUGGAGGCGGUCUUGACCAAAGCAGUGGAAGAGGAGUCUGGCUGAGUGAAGGCGGCAGUUGGCCGCUGUUGGCGAUGUUUGUUCAUUGGCCGAUGGUCGCACUGCCAGUGGACUCGUAGUCUUAGAAUCUCCUAGACUGUAGGGCCAAGGUGGUCCAGCAUGACGGCCAGGUGCUUUUGGAUGGUGGUUGAAUUUGUGACAGAUUGAUGUUGCUUUGCUUAGGGUGAAUACGGCCAGGCAUGAGUGCUCUCGUAUCUGUUUGUACCUACAUCAUAUUUCCUCAGCAAAAGCGGAGCAGUCACAGGAGGAACUCGAGAAACCUCG
Durusdinium trenchii is the source of this 1982-nucleotide messenger RNA. Lineage: Eukaryota; Dinophyceae; Suessiales; Symbiodiniaceae. The record is from the annotation of a GenBank genome assembly.